Molecule: messenger RNA, 1654 nt
Organism: Zophobas morio
Lineage: Eukaryota; Metazoa; Arthropoda; Insecta; Coleoptera; Tenebrionidae
Gene: DEF8
Product: differentially expressed in FDCP 8 homolog
Exons: 6
Coding region: 120-1463 (447 amino acids)
Source: RefSeq, a predicted model, not a curated record
UUGUGGUGACAUGUGACAUUGACAUUUUAUCAAAAGUAAACUAGGUAGGGUCAUGUUUUUUCAUUUUCGUAUUUUAAUGACCUAAUCUGUGUAAUUUAUGUUAAAAGAUAAUGUAAACUAUGUGUGAGGUAGGGGAACCUAGUCGAAUUUUAGCUUCUACGCCAUCCUCAAGUACGUCAGGUUGUUUGUCUAACGAUGAAAGUGCAGAAGACCACCUUUUGCCGUCGAGUUUGGCAGCCGAAGAAUUACAGUUGGCCUUAAAUAAGGAAGCAACAGAAGAUGAGUUGCUUAAAGCUAUCAGUCGUUGUAAAGACUUGGUCCUAGAAAGCAAUCAGUGUUCACUUGAACGCAAAUGGCUUGUUAGACAUCUUAUUGAACUGCGUCUACGUUUGCAAGAAUGUAGGGAGGCAAUGGUGGACCCUCAGCAUCCCAGAAAUAAGAGCAGUGGUGUGUCUAAAAGAACUGUAAGAGGGCAUCAUUUAAAUUUGCAACCGUUAUUAAGAAGCACCUCUUCCAAGUACUGUGAUCAUUGCACAGGCACGAUUUGGAGUGUAGUGCAAGCUUGGUAUGAAUGUGAGGACUGUGGUUAUUCAUGUCAUCACAAAUGUAUUUCUCAAAUUAUAAGAGAAUGUGCACAUGUUGUUGCAAGUGAACGUGGAAGUUAUGAACUGGAAAUUUGCCCAGAAGAAGGUCUAUCAGCACAGAAGUAUUUGUGUGCUGAGUGUCGCUCACCUUUACCAAUAACUGCUCCAAAAGGGAUAAGCUGUCUUGGUAGAUUGCUAUUUCCAGAUAAAGACUGGAGUGAAGCUCGCCGAUGCGAUUAUUCAGGCCUCUACUACUGCACAGCCUGCCAUUGGGGUAGUUCGGCCGUCGUUCCUGCUCGAGUGGUGCACAACUGGGAUCUUUCUCCUCAACCUGUGUGUCAAGCCAGCUUACAACAGCUUCGUGUGACAGCAAAUCGCCCAUUAUUAAAUCUAGAAGAGUUAAAUCCUCGUUUGUUUUCAUUUGUCCAUGAAUUGAGUUUGGUUCGGCGAUUAAGGCAAGAAUUGCACGGAAUGAGGAAAUAUUUAUCGGUCUGUCGUAACGCCACUGAAGAUCAUCUGUUAUGGAAACAUGUGGAUGUCCCGCACUUGGUGGAAACCCCAGAACUGUAUAGUCUUCAAGAUUUGGUUGAUACCCAUUCUGGAGAAUUGCCGAGUAAACUUCACACCGUUAUUGAUGUGUUUACUAAACAUAUUAAAGUAAGGUGUGAGGUAUGUCGCGGAAGAGGGCAUAUUUGUGAAAUAUGUUCAAACGAUGAGGUUCUGUUUCCUUUUGAUGCUGCAGCUGUGAUUUGUAAAGAUUGUAAUGCCGUUUUGCAUAAGAGUUGUUUUAAUAGAAAAAAUAAUAACUGUCCAAAAUGUAUUCGAAUAGAGCGGCGAAAGGAACAAGAGCAAGUUGAAGACGGACAGACUGAAGCUUGACUGUGAUAGGGAUAGUGCAUUAUAAUCAGACGUUAUAUUUGAUUUGUUGUAGGUAAUAGGUAUGUCAUGGUACCUAUGCUACCUAAGUAUCUAAUAAUUUAUUUGAAUGUUUUGGCUUAGUAUUUUUCUAACUUAAAUUAUUUACAUUUUAAAUUAUUUGUUAUAUAUAUUAAAUAAACCUUUUUCUAAUA